AUUCGACCAACGAGAUAUUCAAGCCUGCAACUAUACGACAAGAAAAAGUCAAUAUCACUUUUGUAUCUGAAAAUUAUUUUGCUCGCAUAUCGCACAUUUUUUUAAUUAACAGAUCUUAUUUUUUUAUCAAAUUAUAAGUUGGUAAAAAUGGUUUGACGUGAAGUUGCUUAUUGCGAUAUCUCGAAGUGAAUAGUGCUUUGGUAGACACCACGCAUUAAAGAGCGUCUUAUACCUGCGACGCGUUGCAAAUAAUCUCGAGUAAAAAGUUUAGUGCAGAAUGUGUAUUAUUUGGUUUUGAUUAAUGUUAUUAUAACGGAAUGAAACAAAGAAUCUUUGUGAACAAUUAGUAUUAAUAAAAGUAUAAUGGAUAAAAUAAGUAAUUUUAACAAUGAUCUUUUUCUGUCAGAGAAUGAAUAUGAUGGAAAUGAUGGUGACUAUAAUGACAAUGAAGUUACGAGAUAUCAUGAUACACAGAGUAAUUUCAAAUCAAAAACGAAAAAGAAAUAUCGUACUUCAGCUUCUGAAAGUACGGUUAAGAAAAAGAAACGGAGCAAAAAAGGAACUGACGUAAUGUCAAAUCUUAAUAGAGAAAAAGAAGCUUCUAAAUCGAAUGCUAACAAUUACGAAGGUGACUAUUCAAAAAAUUGUCAUGAAACUGACAAUGAUCCUGAAUUUGAGAUAAAACAUGGUUCAUAUUUUGAAGACUUCAAUGAAGGUACACAGGUUGAUAGAAUACAGGACAUGACCUCUCCUUUCAGUACUGAAGCAUCUGUUUCCAAUAUGUCAAAAGGAAUUAAAAGACGUCAUAUAUCGACUGAUGAUGAUACAGAUAAUGACGAUCAAAAAACGUGUAAUAAUUCAUAUGAUGACGAUAGAAAUAGAGGAUUUAUGAAAGACAAUAUGGGAUAUAAUAUUGAUAAAAGCCUCGAGAAGAAUAGACAAAGUCAUUUAGGAUCUUAUUAUGAUUUUAAUAAAAGUCAAUUUGAAAGUUCAUACGAGAUGACCGCAAAUUUCAGCGAAGAUACAUCUGCAUUCAAUAUGCCGAAAAGUGGUAAAAUAAAGUACAAUGAAUCAUUUGACGAUAAUAAGUCAUUAAAAGUGAAUGAUAAUAGUGACGAAGAGAAUUCUUCCAAGAAAAUUUGUUUGGAAAAAAUAGGAAAUGUAACGUCAAACACAACAGGUAAUGCUACUAAUGGAAAGGGAAAAGCAGAGCUUAUGAUGGAAAAAAUGGGAUAUCAAGCUGGUAAAGGUCUUGGAAAACAUAAUCAAGGUCGAUUGGAACCAGUACAAACUUCAAUGCAACGUGGACGGCGAGGAAUUGGUCAUUCUUAUCCUGAACUUGAAGCUGCGAGUCUUAAGUGGGAUCCUAAAGAAGAAAUAAUACAGAUUAAAGAAGAUAUGGAAUGGUUACAAAAUACACACCAUCAUGCAUUAACUACAAAAGAAAUGCACGAUUGGAUGGUAUUGGGUCCAAAAAAAGAUACGAUACAUAAUGAAACUAAAUUUUGCGAAUCAAAAAUAGUGAAAGAUAUCAUAAAUUCAAAAACAAUAUUUAAUAGGAUAGAUAAAGUAGAAAUGCGUAAAGCAAGAACUCGUUCCAAUCCAUAUGAAACAAUUAGAGGUGCAUUCUUUUUAAAUCGUGCCGCUGUCAAAAUGGCAAACAUGGAUAAAGCUUGCGAUUUUCUAUUUACAAGGCCAACUAAUUUAAAAAGUAACGAGUUAUUGUAUUUUGCGGACGUAUGCGCUGGUCCAGGUGGCUUUAGUGAAUACGUUUUAUGGAGGAAAAAAUGGCACGCUAAAGGAUUUGGUUUUACUUUAAAAAAUGAGAAUGAUUUUAAACUAGGUGAUUUCUAUGCCGGAUCACCAGAAACUUUUCAUACCUUUUAUGGUCCAAAGGGCAAUGGUGAUGUAUUUGACACAAGUAACCAGGAAGCUUUUAGAGAUUUAAUAAUGAAACAUACUCAUGGCAAGGGUGUACAUUUUAUGAUGUCAGAUGGUGGAUUUUCAGUUGAAGGACAAGAAAAUAUUCAAGAAAUUUUAUCGAAACAAUUAUAUUUGUGUCAAUGCUUAGUAGCCUUAAUGAUAGUAAGAGAUGGCGGUAAUUUUGUAACAAAACUAUUUGACCUCUUUACGCCUUUCAGUGCAGGAUUAGUAUAUUUGAUGUAUCGUUGUUUUGACGAAAUAUGUAUUUGUAAGCCAAAUACUUCAAGACCGGCAAAUUCUGAAAGAUACCUGAUAUGCAAAGGAAAACGUCAUGAUACACAUGAUAUUAUGAAGUAUUUAUUUCAUGGAAAUAAAUUAUUAUUAAAGUCAGACAAAGAUAAGGAUGUUAUGGAAUUAGUUCCAUUAGAAGAAUUGGAAAUGGAAAAAGAAUUUCUCCAAUAUUUGAGAAGAUCUAACAAUGAACUUGGAAAGAAACAAAUUAUAGGUCUUCUCAAAAUAGCUGCUUUUUGUGAAGAUAAUGCACUUUUGGAACCAAGGCAAGCAGAUAUGCGACGACAAUGUUUAGAAUAUUGGGAACUGCCAGAUGAAAGUCGUACAUUACCACCUUUUUAUAAACCACAAGAUAAAAUUAAACUUCUCAUUAAAGAUCGUGAUACUUUACUUUCAUAUCAGCCACAAAAAUUAACAAAUGAAAAUAUUAAGCACACUAUAUUAUCUUCGCCAUAUGAUUGGCUAUGUACACCUUGUGGUACUGGACAAUUUAUAGAAUCCGAUAAAAUGGCUACAUUUUAUAUGAGUAUGGGAAGAAGAAAAGUAUAUCGUUAUACAAAGAAUAGUUGGGAUCAAAUUAAUGAUCUUAAAAUAGAAUUACCUCCUGACACACUUGUAUAUGCUGAAGUAAUAAGUGAAACGACAAAAGAAAAAAAGAGUCAACACAAAAUAUUUGCACUGCAUAUUUUAGAUGGUUGGAUAUUGGGCGGAGAAGAUAUCAGUCAAAAAUACUUACCAGACAGGCAUGAACUUAUAAAAAAAUUUUGUGAAGCCUUAUGGAAACCAUCUCCCAAUGAUUUUGCAAGAGUACGUGCAAAAGAAUUAUAUCCCUUUGAUCCUGAUAUUGAUAAAAAACUACAAGUUAUUCAGCGUCUUAUGAAAAAUAAUCGUCCAGAAUUAACUUGUGAUAUACCAAGAACAUUUCUAGAUGAUGAGGAUACACCAUACUUCGUACCAAAAAGUGUUAUCUUUUUAAGAAGUACUAGUCGACCUUGGUUUCGAUAUAAGAGUAGAAGUCAAAAUGAAACAUACGUUCAUAAUAGCAAAACUAACGAAUCACAUUAUGAUAUACGAAGACCACCAGCAGCAGAAGCUAAAUUUGAAGAAACAUUUUCUAAUAGUAUUAUAUGGUUUUGGCCCCACGAUGAAACACUUUCUAUGGAAGCUGUAGUACAAUUUGUUAGAGCAAAAUGUUUAGGAACAAAUAGAUAAUAAAUGAUUAUGACACAAACAGCAAGAGUUUAGACAUAUGAUAUAUAUACCAACCUAAAUAUGGUUAAAUAUAUAUAAUAUAAAAGAAAAUCUUUCAUUAUUUAUAAUAAUGAUACUCAUCAUUUCUGCUCAUACUUUAUUUAAGCAGAAAUUUUUAAUUAAUUUUGUUUUGUUAGGUUAACAGAUUUAAGUUAUUAUUCUAAUAAAAUCUAUGACAAAGCGUGAUUACAUAUACUGAGUUGUAUUGACUUGUACGUUUUCGGUACAAGGGAUAAAACUUUUAUAUGAAAUAAUCAAUUUUUCUUUAUAAAGCUAAAUAAAACACCUUGUUACAAUAUGCAUGCAACUUUAUUCUAUAAUAUUUCUUUAGCAAUAUUUUGUUUUGCCCAAAUAUAUAUUAAUCAUGUAUGAUAUCAUUUAACAUUGUCAUGUUUGUCAUUAAAACAGAGAUCGAGCAAAUUAUUUAUUAUGUACGCGGGUAUUAUGUGCGUGUGUGCACGCGUUUAUUCACAUACAUGCACACAAUUUAUACAUAGUUAAUGUAUACACAAAAUAUCAAUCAAUAUGUACAGAGUAUAGUAAAAAGUAUAUAAAAUUUUAUGGAUAAAUUUGUAAAUGGUAUAAUUUGUUUUUAGUAAGUAUUAUUAAAUAUUUAUUUGUAGCAACUGCUCCCAUUAUGAUAGAAGAUGAAGGAUCACAUUCCAAAUCUACAA
This is a messenger RNA of Vespa mandarinia (Asian giant hornet), 4139 nucleotides long. RefSeq names its product Cap methyltransferase 1 (gene Cmtr1). The record is from RefSeq and is a predicted model, not a curated record. Gene Ontology annotation, molecular function: nucleic acid binding; methyltransferase cap1 activity. Gene Ontology annotation, biological process: methylation; 7-methylguanosine mRNA capping. Gene Ontology annotation, cellular component: cytoplasm; nucleus. NCBI's taxonomy places the organism in Eukaryota, Metazoa, Arthropoda, Insecta, Hymenoptera, Vespidae.